Messenger RNA from Procambarus clarkii (red swamp crayfish), 1512 nucleotides. Lineage: Eukaryota; Metazoa; Arthropoda; Malacostraca; Decapoda; Cambaridae. The record is from RefSeq and is a predicted model, not a curated record.
AUGAGCUCCCUGGCGGCUGCCCCCGUGUACCCUCCCAACGGGUCCGGUAAGAGCUCCCUGGCGGCUGCCCGCGUGUACCCUCCCCACGGGUCCGGUAAGAGCUCCCUGGCGGCUGCCCGCGUGUACCCUCCCAACGGGUCCGGUAAGAGCUCCCUGGCGGCUGCCCGCGUGUACCCUCCCAACGGGUCCGGUAAGAGCUCCCUGGCGGCUGCCCGCGUGUACCCUCCCAACGGGUCCGGUAAGAGCUCCCUGGCGGCUGCCCGCGUGUACCCUCCCAACGGUCCGAGCUCCCUGGCGGCUGCCCGCGUGUACCCUCCCAACGGGUCCGGUAAGAGCUCCCUGGCGGCUGCCCGCGUGUACCCUCCCAACGGGUCCGGUAUGAGCUCCCUGGCGGCUGCCCCCGUGUACCCUCCCAACGGGUCCGGUAAGAGCUCCCUGGCGGCUGCCCGCGUGUACCCUCCCAACGGGUCCGGUAAGAGCUCCCUGGCGGCUGCCCGCGUGUACCCUCCCAACGGGUCCGGUAAGAGCUCCCUGGCGGCUGCCCGCGUGUACCCUCCCAACGGGUCCGGUAUGAGCUUCCUGGCGGCUGCCCGCGUGUACCCUCCCAACGGGUCCGGUAUGAGCUCCCUGGCGGCUGCCCCCGUGUACCCUCCCAACGGGUCCGAGCUCUCCCUGGCGGCUGCCCGCGUGUACCCUCCCAACGGGUCCGGUAAGAGCUCCCUGGCGGCUGCCCGCGUGUACCCUCCCAACGGGUCCGGUAAGAGCUCCCUGGCGGCGGCCCGCGUGUACCCUCCCAACGGGUCCGGUAAGAGCUCCCUGGCGGCUGCCCCCGUGUACCCUCCCAACGGGUCCGGUAAGAGCUCCCUGGCGGCUGCCCGCGUGUACCCUCCCAACGGGUCCGAGCUCCCUGGCGGCGGCCCGCGGUACCCUCCCAACGGGUCCGGUAAGAGCUCCCUGGCGGCUGCCCGCGUGUACCCUCCCAACGGGUCCGGUAAGAGCUCCCUGGCGGCGGCCCGCGUGUACCCUCCCAACGGGUCCGGUAAGAGCUCCCUGGCGGCGGCCCGCGUGUACCCUCCCAACGGGUCCGGUAAGAGCUCCCUGGCGGCUGCCCGCGUGUACCCUCCCAACGGGUCCGGUAAGAGCUCCCUGGCGGCUGCCCGCGUGUACCCUCCCAACGGGUCCAGCUCCCUGGCGGCUGCCCGCAUGUACCCUCCCAACGGGUCCGGUAAGAGCUCCCUGGCGGCUGCCCGCGUGUACCCUCCCAACGGGUCCGGUAAGAGCUCCCUGGCGGCUGCCCCCGUGUACCCUCUCAACGGGUCCGGUAAGAGCUCCCUGGCGGCGGCCCCCGUGUACCCUCCCAACGGGUCCGGUAAGAGCUCCCUGGCGGCUGCCCGCGUGUACCCUCCCAACGGGUCCGGUAAGAGCUCCCUGGCGGCUGCCCGCGUGUACCCUCCCAACGGGUCCGGUAAGAGCUCCCUGGCGGCUGCCCGCGUGUACCCUCCCAACGGUCCG